Loa loa (African eye worm) is the source of this 1291-nucleotide messenger RNA. RefSeq lists its product as hypothetical. The record is from RefSeq and is a predicted model, not a curated record. Gene Ontology annotation, biological process: protein lipoylation. Gene Ontology annotation, molecular function: lipoyltransferase activity. Lineage: Eukaryota; Metazoa; Nematoda; Chromadorea; Rhabditida; Onchocercidae. Bases 173 to 1291 code for a protein of 372 amino acids. The transcript has 6 exons. Gene Ontology annotation, cellular component: mitochondrion; cytoplasm.
CAGGAUUUUCUCAGCAUCCGCAACUCUUAAAUUUAUUUUGAAAAGAAGUUGAAAAGUGAUGAUAACGAUGUAUUUCUCUUAUUUGUAGGCAUCUAAAUAACAUGAAGUAGCGAUGAAUAAGUGGUCACCUUUUGGGUUAUUUCUAUUUAUAUCAUAGAAAUUCUAGGACAGUAUGAGUAGAAAUGUUGGUAUCCUUAGGCAAAGUGCACAAGUAUUCAUUUCACGAUCGCAAAAUAUUUUCGAGAAUUUAGCGUUUGAGGAAUGGUUGCUGCGGAAUCGUAGACCGGAUGAGGAAAGUGAAUCGAUGUUAAUUUGGAGCAACAAACCAGCAGUAGUCAUUGGGCGUCAUCAGAAUCCAUGGCUAGAAGCAGAUUUAAACUAUUUAAAAUCUAACAAUAUUGAAUUAGUUAGACGUCACAGUGGUGGUGGAGCUGUUUACCACGAUUUGGGUAAUCUUAAUAUAUCCAUAUUGACAUCAUACCAAAGACAUGAUAGAAAAAGGAAUUUACGCAUGGUAGCUAAAGCACUCAGUGAAGAAUUCAAUAUCAAAGUGCAGCCGAAUGACCGCGACGAUCUUUGGCUACAACCUGGCCAACGGAAAAUCUCAGGAACAGCAGCGCGAAUUGUUCGCCAAGUGGCAUAUCAUCAUUUUACAUUACUUAUAAAUGUUGAUGUUGCUAUCCUAAAACGUUCUUUAUCGUCUCCUUUUCGUGAAACGAUAUUAACAAAUGCUACUCGAAGUGUACAAGCACCAGAAGUUGGCUAUUUAGCCCAAGAGAUUCCUGAUAUUACAACUGAAAAAGUGCAGAAUGUUAUAAUGAAAUCAUUCAAGAAACAGUAUUUGCAUACCGAUGUUACUAUACUUUCGGACGUAAUGAAUGAUCAGGAAUUUCCGGGUGUAUUGGAAUGCGAAAAAGAGUUACGAAAGUGGGAAUGGAUUUAUGGUAGAACACCUCAGUUCACUCUGCCACUUUACAGCGACCGAAUACGGAUUGAACACGGUGUAAUUACUAAAAGCUUGGAGAAUCAAAAAUUAGUCGGUAGCCAAUUGUCGGAAAACGUAAUGCAGACCUAUUUAGGUUUCGCUGUUAAACCUAUUCUUGGGACUGAUACAGCCAAAUACCUGGCUGAAAUGAAGGCUUAUUUAUGUGAAAUUCCGAAAGGUUACGAUCCGAAACUUAUUGCCUUAAAUGCUACCGUAGUUGCCACUCUUUUUGGUGCUUUAAUCUAUCCUUUUUAUGCUUACUUGACUGGUAAUAAUACUGUUACUGAAAAUAAAGAAACUGUUUAA